AUGGAUUCCGAUGAUGCAUACUAUAUGGAAUCUGGAGGAGAGGACAAUAUUUACAGCGACGAUUACAACGAGAGUGAUGAUGAUGAAACCUUGAUCGAUCAGGGGAUCGAACUCCAAGGGUACGUUGAGGAAUCCGUGGACAAAGCCACGAUGAUCUCCACGCAUGGCUCUCAGAUCAAUUACGUCGUUCUCAAGGAAGAAGAUAUUCGAAGGCAUCAAAAGGAUGAUAUCGGACGAGUAACCUCUGUCCUCUGCAUAAGCGAGGUCGAAGCUAGCGUUUUGCUUCUUCACUACCACUGGAGUGUUAGUAAAAUCAAUGAUGAAUGGUUUGCAGACGAGGAGAGAGUUCGGAAAACUGUUGGCAUAUUGGAGGAACCUGUUGUUGUUAAUGUUGUUCCAAAACCUCGUGGCAAAUUUAAACAACGACGUGUAACAUGUGGAAUAUGCUUUGAUUCUUUUCUUCCUAAAGAUUUUGCAUCCGUUGCUUGUGGUCAUCGUUUCUGCUCUACUUGCUGGACUCGUUAUAUCAGCAUAGCCAUCAAUAAUGGCCCAGGAUGCUUGUUGCUCAAGUGUCCUGCCUACCCGUCUUGUCCUGCUGCUGUUGGUCGUGAUAUGGUCGAGAAACUUGUUUCUGAUCAAGAAGACAAGGACAAGUAUGAUAGAUAUUUCCUUAGGUCUUAUGUCGAAGACAACAGGACGAUGAAGUGGUGUCCUGCUCCAGGAUGCGAGCUCGCAGUUGAUAUCUCUGCAGGGAGUGGUGAUAGUUACGAUGUUUCUUGCUUGUGUUUGCAUAGAUUUUGCUGGAACUGCACUGAAGAUGCUCACCGUCCUGUGGAUUGUGAGACAGUUUCACAAUGGAUACGUAAGAACAGUGCAGAAUCUGAAAACACGAACUGGAUACUUGCGAACUCGAAGGCUUGUCCCAAGUGUAAGCGUCCGAUUGAAAAGAAUCAUGGCUGCAUGCACAUGACAUGUACUCCACCUUGUAGACAUCAGUUUUGUUGGCUUUGUCUUGGUGCAUGGAAAGAUCACGGUGAAAGUUCUGGUGGGAAUUAUGCGUGCAACCGGUAUGCGGCGGGUAAGCUAAAAGGACUGUUUGAUGAGGCUGAGAGGAAGCGAGAGAUGGCUAAGAACUCGCUAGAGAGAUACACUCAUCAUUAUGAGCGAUGGGAAGGAAAUAGGAAGUCGAGGCAGAAAGCUAUGGAGGAUCUGCAGAAUUUGAAAUCUGAGAAGCUUAAGAAGCUUAGUGAGAUACAGGGCGAACCAGAAACUCAGCUCGUGUUCAUCACAGAUGCGUGGCUUCAGAUCAUCGAAUGCAGACGGGUAUUGCAAUGGACAUACGCAUAUGGGUACUAUCUACCUGAAUCUGAUCAUGAUAAGCGAGAGUUUUUCGAGUUUUUGCAAGGUAAGGCUGAGUCAUAUUUGGAGAUGCUCCACAACUAUGUAGAGAUGGAAUCGGAGGUGUUUUAUACUGCUCAAGGCCCAGAAGGCUUCAUGCAUUUCCGGUCAAGACUAGCCGAUUUGAUCAGAACAACGAAAACCUACUUUGGAAAUCUGGUGAAAGCUCUGGAGAAUGGUCUAGCAGCAGUAGAAUAA
Molecule: messenger RNA, 1596 nt
Organism: Eutrema salsugineum
Lineage: Eukaryota; Viridiplantae; Streptophyta; Magnoliopsida; Brassicales; Brassicaceae
Product: probable E3 ubiquitin-protein ligase ARI5
Exons: 1
Coding region: 1-1596 (531 amino acids)
Biological process (GO): protein polyubiquitination; positive regulation of proteasomal ubiquitin-dependent protein catabolic process; ubiquitin-dependent protein catabolic process
Cellular component (GO): ubiquitin ligase complex; cytoplasm
Molecular function (GO): ubiquitin conjugating enzyme binding; zinc ion binding; ubiquitin protein ligase activity
Source: RefSeq, a predicted model, not a curated record